UUAGUGAAUAGACGUAUAAAAUUAAUAUACUUACUGAAUAAACGGCACAAAUGUAUCCAUGGACGUGUUGUAGGACUUGUUUAGGCUCAGAAAGUUUAAAUCCAAUUUUUCCUGAGUUUGGUAAAAAACACAAAUAUUCGGAGGCUGUGUUCGCUGCUACUGGUUUGAUGGUGGAUCCCAACGACUACCUACCUCAGCAAAUGUGUUCAGCAUGCAUCGCCUUCAUAAACGAAUCAAAAGAGUUCCGUAAAAAAGCAAUAGAAUCCCACAAAGAGCUCCUCAAACGUCUGCAAAGCUGUUCCAAUGACAGUAAAUUGGUUUUGGAGUACGAACCAGAAAAAAAGCCAUUGAAAAUAGAAAUCGAAAGUAAUAAUCCGAUCAAUAUUAAUGAUGACUGGAAUGAUAAGUUUUCAGAUGACGACGAUAUUCCAUUGGACCAUUUUAAGUCUGUCAAAAAGUUUGAAGCCGAUUCAUCUGACGAUCACAAACAAAUCCCUGAUAAACCUAAUGGAGAAAAUAAUUUGAAUUCCACACAAGAUUCUGUAUUAAACGCCCCAGAUAAUGUAAAUAUAGGGAACAAAAUUGACGAAACUACAGAAAAAAAGACGGUUAAAAGAAAACCCAGAAGAAAAAAGACAGAUAAAGAAGACAAAAGUACAGUCAAGAAGGAAAGAGUGAAAGAAAGAAUAGAGUGUGAAUACUGCCAUAAGAUAUUAACGUCUAAAUUGUCGGUUAGAAACCAUUAUAAGAUACACACUGGUUUUGAUGUAGUGUGCGAGCACUGCGGCAAGAAGUUCAUAACUCGUCGUCUGCUGCUGAUGCACUGUCGAGCCAAACACGGCUAUGAGAAGGUUGACAAGUGCUCGUACUGUGACUAUAGGGGCUCCAACGCGGAGCAAGUCAAGAUACACGAGCGUCUUCACACUGGCGAGAAACCGUACAAGUGCGGGGAGUGCGACGACGCGUUCCACAGAAAGAGCAGCUACUUGCAACACAUCGCUACGCACUUGACGGAGAAAACCGUGCAGUGCACCGAAUGCCCCUCCCGCUUCAAAUCGGUCACUUUAAUGCGCAUCCACCGCGCUCGGCACAAACCGUCAUCGCACGCCUUCCGCUGCGAGUUGUGCGGUAAGAGCUUCGCGCGUCGCCGCAACGCAGCGCGCCACGUGUAUAGGGCACACCGCGCCCAGGGACACGUCGCGAGGUACAAGAACAAUACAGGGAUCUCUACGUAAAGGUUGGUUGAGUUACAGAGAAAAUAUUGUCACUAUUUGAGCCAUAGGGUCGGUUUGUUGCGAUUUAAGGUCAUUGUGAAGUCAUUUAGACACUUA
This is a messenger RNA of Ostrinia furnacalis (Asian corn borer), 1331 nucleotides long. RefSeq names its product zinc finger protein 700-like. Bases 51 to 1235 code for a protein of 394 amino acids. Gene Ontology annotation, molecular function: zinc ion binding. Gene Ontology annotation, cellular component: nucleus. The transcript has 6 exons. NCBI's taxonomy places the organism in Eukaryota, Metazoa, Arthropoda, Insecta, Lepidoptera, Crambidae. The record is from RefSeq and is a predicted model, not a curated record.